ACUUGGUCGGGAGGCGCCGGCCCAGCGAGGCCGCUGGGACUGUGCACUGAGGGGCGCUGACCGUUGGACGCGCGCUCCCCGCAGACCCUCGCUGAAGGAGCAGGGGGCGGCGCGCGUGCGCGGGGCGCCGGGCGGCGCGCGAGGGGGCGGAGCGGGGAGGCGUGCUGCGACCCCGGCCGGCUACAGCCUGCGGCGCGCGCAGAGCGCUAGUGGGGCGCGCGGCGCGCGCGCGGGGCGGGGGCGCGCGGAGGGGGGGGCUGCCCCGGGGCGGCCCCCCCAGGUCGGGGCGCGGCGGGCGGCGGCGGCGGGCGCGCGUCCCGUCCAGGUCCGGAGUAACCGCCGCCGCCGCCGCCAAAGCUCGCCAACAUGGCGGACCUGGAGGCUGUGCUGGCCGAUGUCAGUUACCUGAUGGCCAUGGAGAAGAGCAAGGCGACCCCGGCCGCCCGCGCCAGCAAGAGGAUCGUCCUGCCGGAGCCCAGUAUCCGGAGUGUGAUGCAGAAGUACCUUGCAGAGAGAAAUGAAAUAACCUUUGACAAGAUUUUCAAUCAGAAAAUUGGUUUCUUGCUAUUUAAAGAUUUUUGUUUGAAUGAAAUUAAUGAAGCUGUACCUCAGGUGAAGUUUUAUGAAGAGAUAAAGGAAUAUGAAAAACUUGAUAAUGAGGAAGACCGCCUUUGCAGAAGUCGACAAAUUUAUGAUGCCUACAUCAUGAAGGAACUUCUUUCCUGUUCACAUCCUUUCUCAAAGCAAGCUGUAGAACACGUACAAAGUCAUUUAUCCAAGAAACAAGUGACAUCAACUCUUUUUCAGCCAUACAUAGAAGAAAUUUGUGAAAGCCUUCGAGGUGACAUUUUUCAAAAAUUUAUGGAAAGUGACAAGUUCACUAGAUUUUGUCAGUGGAAAAACGUUGAAUUAAAUAUCCAUUUGACCAUGAAUGAGUUCAGUGUGCAUAGGAUUAUUGGACGAGGAGGAUUCGGGGAAGUUUAUGGUUGCAGGAAAGCAGACACUGGAAAAAUGUAUGCAAUGAAAUGCUUAGAUAAGAAGAGGAUCAAAAUGAAACAAGGAGAAACAUUAGCCUUAAAUGAAAGAAUCAUGUUGUCUCUUGUCAGCACAGGAGACUGUCCUUUCAUUGUAUGUAUGACCUAUGCCUUCCAUACCCCAGAUAAACUCUGCUUCAUCCUGGAUCUGAUGAACGGGGGCGAUUUGCACUACCACCUUUCACAACACGGUGUGUUCUCUGAGAAGGAGAUGCGGUUUUAUGCCACUGAAAUCAUUCUGGGUCUGGAACACAUGCACAAUCGGUUUGUUGUCUACAGAGAUUUGAAGCCAGCAAAUAUUCUCUUGGAUGAACAUGGACACGCAAGAAUAUCAGAUCUUGGUCUUGCCUGCGAUUUUUCCAAAAAGAAGCCUCAUGCGAGUGUUGGCACCCAUGGGUACAUGGCUCCCGAGGUGCUGCAGAAGGGGACGGCCUAUGACAGCAGUGCCGACUGGUUCUCCCUGGGCUGCAUGCUUUUCAAACUUCUGAGAGGUCACAGCCCUUUCAGACAACAUAAAACCAAAGACAAGCAUGAAAUUGACCGAAUGACACUCACCGUGAAUGUGGAACUUCCAGACACCUUCUCUCCUGAACUGAAGUCCCUUUUGGAGGGCUUGCUUCAGCGAGACGUUAGCAAGCGGCUGGGCUGUCACGGAGGCGGCUCACAGGAAGUAAAAGAGCACAGCUUUUUCAAAGGUGUUGACUGGCAGCAUGUCUACUUACAAAAGUACCCACCACCCUUGAUUCCUCCCCGGGGAGAAGUCAAUGCUGCUGAUGCCUUUGAUAUUGGCUCAUUUGAUGAAGAGGAUACCAAAGGGAUUAAGCUACUUGAUUGCGACCAAGAACUCUACAAGAACUUCCCUUUGGUCAUCUCUGAACGCUGGCAGCAAGAAGUAACGGAAACAGUUUAUGAAGCAGUAAAUGCAGACACAGAUAAAAUCGAGGCCAGGAAGAGAGCUAAAAAUAAGCAACUUGGCCACGAAGAAGAUUACGCUCUGGGGAAGGACUGUAUUAUGCACGGGUACAUGCUGAAACUGGGAAACCCAUUUCUGACUCAGUGGCAGCGUCGCUAUUUUUACCUCUUUCCAAAUAGACUUGAAUGGAGAGGAGAGGGAGAGUCCCGGCAAAAUUUACUGACAAUGGAACAGAUUCUCUCUGUGGAAGAAACUCAAAUUAAAGACAAAAAAUGCAUUUUGUUCAGAAUAAAAGGAGGGAAACAAUUUGUCUUGCAAUGUGAGAGUGAUCCAGAGUUUGUGCAGUGGAAGAAAGAGUUGAACGAAACCUUCAAGGAGGCCCAGCGGCUAUUGCGUCGUGCCCCGAAGUUCCUCAACAAACCUCGGUCAGGUACUGUGGAGCUCCCAAAGCCAUCCCUCUGUCACAGAAACAGCAACGGCCUCUAGCACCCAGAAACAGGGAGGGUCCUCGAGGAGGACACACCAGGGUCUCAGCCUUUUGGGGUGAACGAGGAUGAGGCAUCUGAUCUAUUCGCUACCGGGACUCCUCCAGGCUCCCGAGAGGAGUCGGGACCCUUCGGCUUGGGGUCAGCUCAGCUCCCUGCCUUGUCACAUUUGUCUGCAUUAGAAACUACUGAAGAAAUAAAAGUUCUUUUUCUUUGCUACACACUUUGGUACCUAUGAACCUAGAACUUGAAGUGACUCCUACUUAUCACGUAAAUUUUUAUGUCUGAUAUCAAACACAUCUUAGACUCCCCAGAAUGGAAUUUAAAGAUGUUCAGUGUUGGGUAACAGAUUGCCCUAAGCAUUGCCACAUAUUCUGUCUAGUCACUGCUGAUUUUCUAUGUCUUUGCUCCAUACUGCUGGGGGAUGGGAGAGCCACAGUGUGUUUCUUUUGUGCACUUCGCAACUGACUUCUUGUCCUGGGGUUAAAAGUUGAAGAUAUUUUCUGAUGAUAUUAAAAGUUGAAGAUAUUUCUGCACUUGGGCCCUCCUCUGGGAGCCGCACCCACAUGACUGCCCUGCCUCUGACCAGUCUGUUCCGGGGCCCCCUCAGCCAGGUGGGAAUGACGGACACGUACUAUCCAAGUGUAUGGGAUUAACUAAUCAUUGAAGGCAUUCAUCCGUCCAUCAUUGGAAAGAUUUACAGUGAUUCUGAAGGACAGGCCGUGGAGUUUUAGGUUUCAGGGGCAAGAGCAGUUUUCAAAAGUCUUUGAGUCCAGUGUGCACGAGUCGACAAGCAGUACCUGGCAUGCAGGAGCACUCAUGGGUGAGUCCGUCUCAGGUCUCGACAAUUAGCAGUUGUGUGACAGUCAUUCUGGUUCCUUCUGCCUGACCCUGGGAGACAUAUCAGUAAUGGAUGUACAAAAGCAGGUCUGUUUUAUGUCUUAGUAUAAUUUCAGAUGAAUUGUAUUGAAAAAAUGCUGAGGAAUGAAUGUGUCAAAAUGGGUUAACUGUGUAUAUUGACUUUCAUGUCGUCAUGCAUCUGUCAUGAAUGAAUGAUACUUUGCACUGGGCUGUACGACAGUGAGGACCUUAGGGCAUGAAGCCUUUUUCCUGGUCCCAGCAGCAUCUGCCCUGUGAAGUUUGUUUUCUCCCACUGCCUCCAGGCCCCACUGAUACCCCCAAAUAGAUGCUGGGUUAUGAGAACCAGCGAAAUCCCCCAUGUCAUCAGUCUUAAAAAAAAAAUUUUACAAAUCCACGUAUUUGUCCCAUUCUUGGAGUAGUUUUAGUGUAUGUCUUUACAUUAACUACUAACAGUAUAAAUAACUUGACAUCGUAAUUGUCUGCAUCCUGUCCUUGAUAUUUUUAGCAGUUCCAAAUCUUUGUUUUUGUAUUUGUUUGCUGUGUUCAUGGGCAAAGUAAGUACUUUUUAAUGCAGUUAUUUUGAGAGUUUGGAAGAUAAUUACCAAAAGGGUCCAUUAUUUCAUAAGAGUUACUUUGCAAAAAAAAAAAUGUGGGUUUUUUUUUUUGUCUAUCUCAACUACUAGUUGGGGUUUAAAUUAACAUACAUUUUCUACUAUCUGUUAUUUCCAGUGUGGGAGGAGGGAUGUACUACUUACAUGCAUUCUCCUUAUUUAAAAAGGAAGAAUAGUAUUCAAAUUCUGUUGAAACACACACACACACACACACACACACACACACACACUCCAGAAGCAGAAAAGCCAUUGUUCUUAAAGAGUGAAUGUCUUCCCAGCCCUGGUUAAUUAUAGCUGUGACUGAUGCCGUUCCCGUCUGCAUCUCAAGCUCAUAGGUUCUCAGCAUGUGCAGUUGAGGAUGCGCUGGGCCUCAUGCCUGUUCUAGAUCUCCAGGAUAAAGGGCCUGCUGUUGACUCCACCAGGGUCUGGGCUUAGCGUCUAAUAUCUCGUACCUAGGGCGUGAGCUGCACAAACGUGUUCAGAAAGAUUAUUCAACUUUCCCAUACUUGUUCUAAAAUUGAGCUGAUCCGCAUCUCUUUCAAAAACUAGAAUUUCUGCUCUAAGAAUAGAACAUAAGGCUCCACUCCCUUUUAGAAAAGAUAUAUGAAUUGGAAAAUGCUCUGAAAGUCCUUUUGCUUCAAACAAAAGUGUAAACUUUUACACUUCCCCAACUCACAUUUGAUUUGUAAUGAUAUGGUUGAGAAGUACAUCUAGAUGUCAUUUAUUAAAAGUGCUUUGUAAGACUAGAUUGAGCUGUUUCUGAGGGCGGUCACCAGUUGUGUUGGGGUCUGGUUUGAGUGCCUUCUGCCAAAAUGUUGUGAUGGAGGUGUUUCUGCGACCAGACACAGGAUACCGCUGUGUCUGCACCCGGUUGCCUGCAUGGCCAGAGGAAAAGUCAGUUGGAUUAAACAUCAUGGUAUACUUGGCUGUUGUUUUUUUUUAAUUUUUUAAUUUUUUGGGAUAGGGCCUCGCUCUGUCACCCAGGCUGGAGAACAGUGGGAUGAUCAUGGCUCACUGCAGCCUUGAAUUCCUAGGUUCAAGCAAUCCUCCCACGUCAGCCUCCUGAGUAGCUAGGACUACAGGUGCAUGCCACCUUUCCUGGCUAAUUUAUUUUUUGGGUAGAGAUGGGGUCUUGAACUCUUAGGCUCAAGUGAUCCUCCUUCCUUGGCCUCCCAAAAUGCUGGAAUUAGAGAUGUAAGCCACCAUGCCCAGCCAUAGUACUUGGAUGUUUUAGAAGGUUUUCCAAGUAUUACAUAAUUCCUAGAUGUUCACCCUUAUUACACUCCAACUAUUAAAAAGGUCAAAAUUCAGCCUAUUUUUUUUCAUUAUUUUAGAUUCCUGUGGUUGGGAUAUUUUAACAUUGAUGAGAAAAAUAAUUGAGGUUGAUAUUUUUACAAAAUCAUGCGGUAAUAAGUCUUGAUUUCAUGAUUCAAAAGAAUCAAUAAAGCCUAAAAAUAAUAGAUUACUUUAAGCUGCUAUGUAAGAUAUAUAUGGAAUAAAUUAAAAACCUUUGUGAAUUCAGGUUUAUUAUUUUUAACCUAAAACAUUCUCUUUGGUUCAUUCAUCCCCUCAUGUCAUGGGGGCUCAUUGGUUUUCCUUCUUUGUCAUAUUUAAGUAUGAUUUUUCAACAAAACUUCUAGAAGUCAGCUUAUUAUGUCACCAUUCAUGCAAAGUGCUCAUGCCUCUGAUUGGUCCAUUCACUGACGUGACAAUUUCAGGUCCUAUGUUUAAAAAGAAGGGGCUGGCCGGGCACGAUGGCUCACGCCUAUAAUCCCAGCACUUUGGGAGGCCGAGAGGGGCGGUUCACGAGGUCAGGAGAUUGAGACCAUCCUGGUUAGCAGAGUGAAACCCCGUCUCUACUAAAAAUACAAAUAAAAAUUAGCCGGGCGUGGUGGCGGGCGCCUGUAGUCCCAGCUACUUGGGAGGCUGAGGCAGGAGAAUGGCAUGAACCCGGGAGGCAGAGCUUGCAGUGAGCCGAGAUUGCGCCACUGCACUCCAGCCUGGGCGACAGAGCGAGACUCUGUCUCAAAAAAAAAAAGGAGGGGGGCUAAAUAUCCAGUGAGAUGCACUGAGGAAAGGAAGCAUUUUGCUGAAGACAGCAGCAGCAACAAACAAUGGUCUGUUUGUUGCAAACAAGAUGUAGCUUGAUUUCUGGUCUGACAUAUGCCAUAUACAGAUAUUAGAAACGACUGUUUGAAGGCCACACUGGUCAUCUACAAAGUAAUGUUUACCAAUUGACGACAGGGAUUUAACUAGAUUAAAAAGAUCAAAGUGUGGUUUUUCUCUGCUUUUUAAAAUUUCACUCGGAAUUUGUAGCUGGGCCAAUUCAACACAUUUUACUUUUCAGUGGAAUUGAUUUUUCUAAUGUUUCAGAAUUUUAACAUAUCAAGAAGAAAACAACGUUCUCAAAGUCUGGCCUCUUUAGCAUGAUGUAAACCUAUAGAAAUGCUUUGAAAUGUGCUGGUGUAAGAUAAGAGUUAUCUUGUAUGAUUUAAUCAUAUGCAGUGUUGUCUCAGUUACGUUCAGGGAAAUGUUUCUGUGUCAUUCAGAGAUGCUUGAUGAAUUAACACCUCCCACCCUGAGUGAGGGGUUGACUUGUUGGGAGAUGAUUUGGGCUUCACUGGGAUCUGUGACAGGUGGGGGCUGGGCUGGGUGUCACAAAGAGAAUAGUGGUAGAAAUCGGGCGAAGGAAGAAAGAAGUUACUGGUAAAAAUCAUUACACCAUAAAGCACCAAGGAAAUAACUGAGUUAAAAUAGGUGAAGUUUCUUUUUUCCCCCCUGUAACAGGAGAGUUUUCCUUAUGAUAAUUAUUCUGAGACUUGGUCACUUUGUUUUUGAAUGUGGAGCUGCUGAACUCAUUCAGAAGCCAUUUGCUGCCUAUCAGGACUUUCUGAAGAAGUUCUUUUGCCUCUGCCUACCCUCUGGCACCCUCCCAUGGAGGCACAGGGGACCCAGAGCUAAAGCAUUACCAGGCCAUCUCCAAAACACCCCGUGUGUGUGUGUGUGUGUGUGUGUGUGUGUGUGUGUGUGUGUGUGCACUUUGCAGCCCCCGAGGUGGAGAGGCAGUGUCUGGAUCACUGUGAAUGCAUUGCCCCAUUGGUCAGUUGGGGACACUGUUACAAAUCCACUGAAGUCCUGGUAAAACUGUCAAGAGUAACAGGCCUCUUCUGUUCUACCCUGCUCACUUCCACGGUGAGUUACCAGCCUGGGCAACACAGCAAGACCCCAUCUCUACAAAAAAAAUUUUUUUAAGUAAUUAACCGUUUAAAUUUUUUCCUAAAGAUUUAACAUGAUUUUUCCCUCCUAUGUAAAGUUUACUGGAGAGACUUGAAUUACUUAAAUUCAUGUUAAUAUGAUUUUUUUUUAAUCCAGGUCACAUUUUAACAAAGUUUAUUAUGAAACAAAUGAAAUUUGAACUCUAAAAUGGUACUCCUUGGCUUCCUCAAGUCACAAUGAACUUUAUAUUUUCUUUGUCCUUAAGGACUAAGAUAGUUGUUUUAUUUCAGCCGAAUCACAGAGAUAACCACUCCUGCAGGCCCCCACAGCUGGCCCAAAGGGGCUGUCUUUCUGACCUGGCUGUGUUAGCACUGAUUGAGAAACGCAGGCUCCCAAAUUUUAAAUUGCCUUUAUUAAAAACACAAACUACAGAAAAUGGGUUAAGAGUAUACGCAUUUCAUCAAACACAUAUAGGGGAAAAAAUCCUUCAAUUUAGAGUUAAAUAACUCAGCUUUGUAUAGUAGAGUUAGCGCUCCAGUAUCUAACAAUCUCAGAAUCAUCUCUGAAAACUGGUAACUAUGCUUCCAUUUUUAAUUUUGUCCUAAAUAUCAGAUGUCUUUGAUGUAAGGGUAGGGAAUGGAGAAAUAUUUUCAAUUGUGUAUUUGUAUUACAAAGAACUUGAAAUUUACUUUCUUAGUUGAUUAUAUUAAAUGAUGUAUAUAUUAUAUGUGGUUUAUAAGCUCAACACUGGCCAUUUUUUUAGUUUUAUUGUUAAAUGGUAUUUUUCUAUGUUUAAUUAUAAUAGAUCUGGCUUUUUCUGGAUAGCAUAAAGAUCACUGAACUAUAUAUAUAUAAGAAACAAGAGUUCUAUUUUAGCACAAAGGCAUUUUAUAUUAUUUAUUGAAUCCAUAAGUUUGUUUUCGUCAAAAACAUUCCAUAUUAUUUCUGCUCCUUUUUAUUUGUAUAGUUUGUUAUUUAAAGAAAUGGCAGUCCUUCCUGUUCUUAAUACAAUAAAAUUGAAAUAAUGCACCUAGUAAUGUGGCCGACAUCUCUUCUCACCACCAUGGACUGUUUUCAACAACAGUUGAUCUUCUGGUCUGUGCUGAGAGGCGCAUGCAUGUCUUUCGUCACGUCGGGCAGCACACCUGCUGUGAAAUACUGCUUUCAUCUACCUCUUCAGAAGGCUUCUUGCUUGUUGACAAGUACCGCAAAGGCUUUAUUCUGGACUGGCUAUCUCAUAAAAGGAUUUCUGUAAGACUUUGCAGUGUCAUUCCCUCAGAACCUAGGUUUGUUUCUAAAGCCACGGUAUUGUCCAGGAGCCCCUGUGUGUGGGGCAGGUAGCUAUCCCUCCCAUGUCAUUAGUAAUCCUUUAGGAUUUAAGGUACAACUGGACAGCAUCAUUCCUUCCCCUUAUUGUGCCAAAUCCCCACCAUCAGCCUUGCCAUUGCCUUAAGAUUUGAUUAUUGCACCCAAUUACCUAACCACUAAACAGAAAGGCCACCUUCACUCUUUGAAAAAGGCAAGCUGUGCUUAGAAACACUGCUUUUAAGAGUAGCACAUUUGAGUGUGACUUUUUCCCCCCUUCACUAUUUCAAAAUGGUUUUGAAAUGGGGUCUUAAAGGUAAGCGCCCUCAUACAUGACUGAAACUUUGUGAGAGGUCUUAUAUUUGAAUGGACCCUUAAUGAUUUAUGUGAAAUAGAAUGAAGUCCUGUCUCUGUGAGAGAACGUGCCUCCUCACUCAUUUGUCUCUGUCUGUUUUCAUAGCCAUCAAUAUAGUAACAUAUUUACUAUAUUCUUGAAUACCCUUGAAGAAAGAAAUCCGUUUUCUAUUGUGCAUUGCUAUACGAAGUGAAGCCAGUAAACUAGAUACUGUAAAUCUAGAUAUUGUACCUAGACAAAAUAUCAUUGGUUCUAUCUCUUUUUGUAUCUGUUGUGCCAGGGAAGGUUUAUAAUCCCUUCUCAGUAUACACUCACUAGUGCACGUCUGAAAUAGUAUCCCACGGGAGAUGCUGCUCCACGUCUGAGGUCACCUGCCCUGUGUGGGGCACACCACCGUCAGCACCACCGUUUUUACAGUUACUUUGGAGCUGCUAGACUGGUUUUCUGUGUUGGUAAAUUGCCUAUAUAAAUCUGAAUAAAAAGGAUCUGUACAAAGA
Messenger RNA from Homo sapiens (human), 9277 nucleotides. RefSeq names its product G protein-coupled receptor kinase 3 (gene GRK3). The record is from RefSeq and is marked reviewed. Lineage: Eukaryota; Metazoa; Chordata; Mammalia; Primates; Hominidae. Gene Ontology annotation, molecular function: protein kinase activity; G protein-coupled receptor kinase activity; beta-adrenergic receptor kinase activity. The transcript is spliced from 21 exons. Gene Ontology annotation, cellular component: cytoplasm; presynapse; postsynapse. Gene Ontology annotation, biological process: desensitization of G protein-coupled receptor signaling pathway; signal transduction; receptor internalization. The coding region runs from base 367 to 2433 and encodes 688 amino acids.